AUGGAAUCUGCAUCAUUAACUAGUGGGUUUACUAUCAAAUGUGAACUUAAAGAAGAAGCCACAAAAAUUUUGAGAAAAGAAGGAGAAUUUCCUUCAAGUUAUAGUACUAUAGAAGAUGAAAGAAUGGCUAAAAAAAUAAGAGAUCCAGAGGCUUAUUAUCAAAAAUGGAAUAAAGUUUCUCAAGCUCAAUUAGAAAGCCAACUUGACAAAAAUAAGAGAAAAAAGGUUUAUUGA
Molecule: messenger RNA, 234 nt
Organism: Funneliformis caledonium
Lineage: Eukaryota; Fungi; Glomeromycota; Glomeromycetes; Glomerales; Glomeraceae
Source: the annotation of a GenBank genome assembly